AUGAUCUCUUAUCUCUUUCUGUGGUCAGUUCUCUCUCAGAUGUCUGAUGAUGCGGAGAAUGCUAAAGCUGUCGAGGACCAGAAAAUUAUAGGAGCCUCCUCUCCUGCUAAUGAAAUCCAGGCAACCUGGUAUAGUGGCUUACUCAAGCAAACAUCCAUCUAUGGCGUAGCUGCUGGAUAUUGCAUCUCAGCAUCUCUGCUCUCCAUCAUCAACAAGUGGGCUAUCAUGAAAUUCCCCUAUCCUGGGGCGCUAACUGCAUUACAGUAUUUCACUAGUGCCACAGGUGUACUCAUUUGUGGGUGGUGCAAGGUUGUAGAGCAUGACUCACUCGACCUUUUGACCAUGUGGCGGUUCCUACCUGCUGCCAUUAUGUUCUAUCUGUCACUCUUUACCAACAGUGAGCUCCUACUCCAUGCUAAUGUUGAUACCUUUAUCGUCUUCCGUUCCUUGGUCCCCAUUUUUGUUGCAAUAGGAGAGACCUUGUUUCUACACCAGCCAUGGCCAUCGUUGAAGACAUGGCUGUCGCUUGCCACCAUCUUUGGUGGAAGUGUGCUAUAUGUGCUAACAGAUUACCAGUUCACUGUUAUGGCUUACAGUUGGGCUCUAGCUUACUUGGUAAGCAUGACAAUAGAUUUUGUCUAUAUCAAGCAUGUUGUUAUGACCAUUGGUUUAAAUACAUGGGGUCUCGUGUUGUACAACAAUCUUGAGGCCCUCCUACUCUUUCCCCUGGAAUUGCUUAUAAUGGGGGAGCUUAAGAAGAUAAAGCAUGAAAUUUCAGAUGAGUCGGAUUGGCACUCUUUUGGGGUGGUUUUGCCAGUUGGUUUAUCUUGCUUGUUUGGUUUAGCCAUCUCUUUCUUUGGGUUUUCUUGCCGGAGAGCAAUCUCUGCUACAGGAUAUACUGUUCUUGGUGUAGUGAACAAGUUGCUGACAGUUGUAAUCAAUCUGGUUAUUUGGGACAAGCAUUCAACAUUGAUUGGGACAGUGGGACUUCUUAUUUGUAUGCUAGGUGGAAUUAUGUAUCAACAGUCCACGAGCAAGCCUAAGGCUGUGCCUGAAGUAAAAGCAGAGCAAACUGAUGAAGAACAACAGAAGCUACUAGAAAUGCAAAGCAACAUAGAAAGCGAGAAUAACGAGAAGGAAGUUACUCAAUCAAAUCAGGGGAAAUGA
Molecule: messenger RNA, 1167 nt
Organism: Dovyalis caffra
Lineage: Eukaryota; Viridiplantae; Streptophyta; Magnoliopsida; Malpighiales; Salicaceae
Source: the annotation of a GenBank genome assembly